Pseudovirgaria hyperparasitica is the source of this 220-nucleotide messenger RNA. RefSeq lists its product as uncharacterized. The transcript has a single exon. The coding region runs from base 10 to 165 and encodes 51 amino acids. The record is from RefSeq and is a predicted model, not a curated record. Lineage: Eukaryota; Fungi; Ascomycota; Dothideomycetes; Acrospermales; Acrospermaceae.
AUCAGUGUCAUGGCUGUCAACCCCGCAGGCAUCAACAACAUCCGAGAUAUUCCUUGCAACUACUCGAGCAUCAAAACAUGGAUGUCUUCCACCUGUAUGGAUGUAGGUUUCUUUGCAGGGCCAUGGGUGUUUGUUUUCGGCUGUCAUGCUAGCCACCCUCUCUAGAUAUGAAGCUAAAUCCUCGGCAGUACCAAACUCCACAUGAUGACGCUACGACAGA